Messenger RNA from Balaenoptera musculus (blue whale), 1083 nucleotides. RefSeq names its product olfactory receptor 1I1. Gene Ontology annotation, molecular function: G protein-coupled receptor activity; olfactory receptor activity. Lineage: Eukaryota; Metazoa; Chordata; Mammalia; Artiodactyla; Balaenopteridae. Gene Ontology annotation, cellular component: membrane. Gene Ontology annotation, biological process: G protein-coupled receptor signaling pathway. The record is from RefSeq and is a predicted model, not a curated record.
AUGGAGCCAGAAAACUGAACAGCAGUCUCAGAAUUCCUCCUCCUGGGACUCUCGGAAAAGUCAAAGCAUCAGAUCUUCCUCUGGGCUGUUCCUCUCACGUACCUGGUCACCAUCUUUGGAAACCUGCUCACCAUCCUGGCCAGCAUCACAGACACCCACCUCCACACACCCAUGCACUUCUUCCUCUCCAACCUGUCCCUGGUCGACGUCUUCUUGUCUUCCACCACCGUCCCCAAGAUGCUGGUGAAUCUCUGGACUCAGAGCCAAGCCAUCCCCUUUGCAGGCUGCCUCACCCAGAUGUAUGCCUUCCACCUGUUCGGGACCAUAGACAGCUUCCUCCUGGCCGUGAUGGUCAUUGAUAGGUUCACGGCCAUUGUCCACCCUCUGUGCUACUUGGCCAUCAUGAGCCCCCGUGUGUGGGGGCUGCUGGUGGGGGGUCCGUGACUGAUCACCAACCUCCGGUCCCUUGUGCACACCUGCCUCAUGGCUCAACUGACCUUCUGUGCCGGCUCUGAAAUCCCCCACUUCUUCUGCGACCUCAUACCCCUGCCGAAGCUCUCCGGCUCAGACACACACACCAACGAGCCGGUGAUCUUUCCUUUCGGCAUCAUCUUGGGCAUCAGCUCCCUCACGUGCAUCCUCUUCUCUUAUACUUCCAUUUUCCAGGCAGUCUUCAAGAUCCUUUCUGCUCAGGUCAAAUGGAAAGCCUUCUCCACUUGCAGCUCACACCUCACCGUGGUGUCACUAUACUAUGGCACCAUCUUCGCUGUGUACCUGCAGCCCGCAUCUCGCUCCUCCCAGAAGGACAAGGCGGCUGCCCUGAUGUGUGGGGUGGUCAUCCCCAUGCUGAACCCCUUUAUCUACAGCCUAAGGAACAAGGACAUGAAGGCAGCCCUAAGGAAGCUGGUCGGCAAAGUAGCCCCCUCUAGUCCUAGGGCAGAAUAGUUGUUCGGCACCUACCAUGUUCCAGGACCACUGUUCAGUGCCUGAGACACAGGGAUACAUCCCAUCUGCCCUCAAGGCAUUCAGAGUCUGGUGGGGGUUAGAGACCUGUCAAUAAAUAAUCACAGAGCAACUUGGUAA